AUGAGGAAGUUCGAUCCAUGGCCGAUUUUCUUCAAGCGAGAAUGGAACAGGAACUGGCCGUUCCUGGUUGGGUUUGCCAUCACCGGAACCCUCAUCACCAAGUUCUCUCUUGGCCUCACUGAGGAAGACGCUAAGAACUCAGCUUUCGUUCAGAGGCACAAGAGGUACCUUUUGUUUUAA
Messenger RNA from Prunus armeniaca (apricot), 180 nucleotides. Lineage: Eukaryota; Viridiplantae; Streptophyta; Magnoliopsida; Rosales; Rosaceae. The record is from the annotation of a GenBank genome assembly.